Messenger RNA from Staurois parvus, 2340 nucleotides. The record is from the annotation of a GenBank genome assembly. Lineage: Eukaryota; Metazoa; Chordata; Amphibia; Anura; Ranidae.
GUUCUGGCCAAGAAGGAGGAGCUGAAGUCUGAAUUGGAUUUGCUCUAUCACCUUCAUGAACCCAGAGGACUACGCAUAGAGAUGGACAUCCACAAUGUUAGGGCAGCUGAGUUGCUCUUACACUCAGAACGUGUGGAUCGCCAUUGUGAAGGGGUAAAUCAAGCACUUAAUGAUUUAAAGGAAGAGAGCGCUUCACUGAUUUCGAAAAUGAAAAGUGAGACUGAAAAUUUCCGCAGCAAAAUCAUAUCCAUGAAAAGCAUAUUCCUGAAUGCUAAUAAGUCUGAUAAACUGGUAGCCCUGAGUAAUUCCUUGUCAUCAAUACUGGAUAGCCAUAACAGUGGAGUCCAGACUGCCAUGAGGAACUACCGCCAACAUGUGGAGGAGAUGCUGGGAAAGCUCUGUGACACCAAUUCUGAUUUCAUCAAAUCUUUCAGAUUAUUUUCAGAAGGUGGCAAUUUUUCUCCUGAUGAGAUCGAGAAGCUUCGUAAGAGGCUGCAUAAAGCGUCAGAUACCAUCACUUCUUUUGAGGGCUCCAUCAUGGUGGACCUGGAGGGGUUGGAAUCGUUGUGCUUAGAACAGGCCACAGAAGUUGUUAAAAAGUAUGAAGACAAAUUCCAUAGUCUAACAAUGGACACAAUCUUCCUAGAGAAUAUACAGAAAUUACUGACUAAUCUGCAGGUGAAGAUCAAAGCACUGGUUGUGACCAGCAAUUCUCAGAGCCAGCAAAUUAACUCUUACCUGGAACAGCUACGAAUGAAGAUAGAUGCCUGUGCCAGCCCCAACAUGGAUAAAGAAGUGGUGACUAGCCAAGAUCUAUAUGAAUUUGCUAAAAUUGUAAUGGAUGAAGUCUCGAAAAGGAGCUGCUACCUAACUUGUCUUCUGGAACCCAGUCCCAUUCUUCCAGAAGUUCCAUUACAGGGUCCAAUUGCAGCAGCAGCAGCUCGUGUAGAUGCCCCAUUAAGACAGGAUGGCAAGUUGGCAUUUGGGACCCCUGACAGCCUGCUGAAUCCAAGCAGAAUAGGAAAACUGGCCUUGGAUGAUGCAGCACUGGGUGUGAUAAAGAACAUCAUGAAAACACAGCAAAUCAAUGGAGAGUCCCAACAGGAACAUAAUGAUGGGAACCGACAGUCCAGUCUUGCAGUGUUUCGUCAAGGUCAGUCCUUGGCACCACGUCCGCCAUCACGACCAAGCAGUGGGAGCAUAACCAAGAAGAAGUCUGGUACUGGAAAUGGAGAAAAUCCAAAAUUUUCAUCUCAGAGUGUCCGAAAGCUGGUUAAACCCUCUCGGUUUGACAAGAAAUACCAGGUGUUUGGGGAGAAGAAAGAGGAGUCUGAUAAUUUUAAAGGCAUCCUGUUGUCACUUCUGUGGGAGAGCAACAAUAAUCUGCUGUACAUGGCCGAGGAAUUUUAUAAAAAGAAGGACCGUCGUCCAGUAGGACGCCCAGACUUACUACAGGAAACAUUUGAGGACUGUGCGGACAUGUUGGUGCUGAAACUUCAGACUUAUGAGAAGCAGGCCCUGGAUUAUCACAACAACUGCUUGCUGGAGUUUCGGGAGCAGCUGGAAGAAUUUGAAAAACUCUUAUGUAAUGUACCAAAGCUAGUAUUAGACAGCCUAAGACAGGAACACUUGGAAGCCAUGGAAAUGAAUGUAGAACAAAUACAACAGCUUUUCAAAAAAGAGCUUGAUAAAUGGAACCAAACUAAGGAGGAAAUGAAGAAUCUGCUAAGGCCAAGCCUGGGACACCCAGAUAACUGCCAAAUUCUGGAGGACAUCUGUGAGCGGGAAGAGAGGAGACAGCAGGAGGAGACUGAGGGAAUAGAGCAGAAUGCUAAACAGUUACAGGACUGUGUUUUGGAGAGCAUUCAGCGUUUUGUCACUUUCUUGGCUUCACUUGCAGAGAACAUCCUACUGGAGCUGGAUGAGGUGCUUACUGUGGAUGAUGUCUUACCAGCCAAAAUAGAAAUCCCAAAGGAGAAGCUGUUGACACUGAUCAGACGCAAGAAAGCUGGCCUGCCCUUAGAAGAUACAGAGUACCAGCCACUGAUAGAGCGUGGGAGCAGGGUCUGGCCAGGAAUUAGUCUAAAAAAUUUUGCAUACUUAAAGCUCAGCAACAUAACUGAUGGCACGUCCACUGCAUCUGUGACCACCGCCAAGACCACAAUGAGCCAUAUGUCCACACUGGAAACCAGAGACUCUGCCUACAUGAAAUUGCUGCAAGAUGCAGAGUUGGUAUUGGCAUGCAUUGUAGAGGAGCAGAAGCAGCAACAUCUGUUGGCUUUGCGUUGGAAGCAGUGGUGGAGUCAGUCCAUACUCAAAAUAAAGGAGCUGUAUUUAUGA